Molecule: messenger RNA, 8205 nt
Organism: Microcebus murinus (gray mouse lemur)
Lineage: Eukaryota; Metazoa; Chordata; Mammalia; Primates; Cheirogaleidae
Gene: RBM33
Product: RNA binding motif protein 33
Molecular function (GO): RNA binding
Source: RefSeq, a predicted model, not a curated record
GUAGUUUGUUGUUUUCUUCCUGCGGAGGGGAAGGGGCCGCUGUGGACCGCGACGCGCCCGGCCUCGCCUCUGCAUCCUCCUCGCUCCGGUCCUGGCACGCGGUCUGUCCCCGGCCGGCCAUCCCCGUCCUCCGCCACCAGUCCCGGGGCCCGGACCGGGCCCGCCGGCCCCCCAGCUGGCUUGGUGGGGCGAGGCUGAAGGCCGGUCCCAGCGAGCACCAUGGCGGCCGCCCUGGGAGCGGGCGGCGGAGCAGGCGCCGGAGAUGACGACUUUGACCAGUUUGAUAAGCCUGGUGCGGAACGGUCCUGGAGAAGAAGAGCUGCUGACGAGGAUUGGGACAGUGAACUUGAAGAUGACUUACUUGGAGAAGAUUUGCUAUCUGGCAAAAAGAAUCAGUCGGAUUUGUCAGAUGAAGAGCUAAAUGAUGAUCUUUUACAGAGUGAUAAUGAAGACGAAGAAAAUUUCAGUUCUCAGGGUGUGACAGUUAGUCUCAAUACCACGUCUGGCAUGGUCACAUCAUUUGAACUGUCUGACAACACUAAUGACCAGUCUGGAGAACAGGAAUCUGAGUAUGAACAAGGAGAGGAUGAACUAGUGUAUCACAAAUCUGAUGGAUCUGAAUUGUAUACUCAAGAGUACCCAGAAGAAGGACAGUAUGAAGGCCACGAUGCCGAGUUGACAGAAGACCAGAUAGAAUAUGUGGAAGAGCCAGAGGAGGAGCAACUUUACAGUGACGAAGUGCUAGACAUUGAAAUCAAUGAACCUUUAGAUGAAUUUACAGAUGAAGAAUACUUGCAGGCUCGCGGUGGGCAGCAGGGGCUGCGCGGGCAGGAGGACUGUGUUGCUGGAGAGGCGUUAGAUGAGAUUACUGAGCCCCAGGUUGCUCCUGACGCUGAAGAGGGAGGUAUGGAAACUUUGGAACUCCAAAAGGACAUAAAAGAAGAAUCAGAUGAAGAAGAAGAUGAUGAUGAAGAAUCUGGACGAUUACGUUUCAAAACUGAAAGGAAAGAAGGAACAAUUAUUAGGCUCUCAGAUGUAACUAGAGAGAGAAGGAACAUUCCAGAAACUUUGGAGCUUUCAGCAGAGGCCAAAGCGGCGUUACUUGAAUUUGAAGAAAGAGAACGACAGCAUAAACAGGGACGCUAUGGCUCCAGGCGGGGAGGCCGGCGCGGAGGCCCACUGAUGUGUCGUGGCGUGGGGGACCAGAGGAGAGAGAACAGCGAGAGGGGCAGGAUGAAGGACCACAGACCUGCGCUGCUGCCCACACAGCCUCCCAUCGUGACUCACUCUCCGAGAUUAAUUCCUCCUCCGCAGCCACAGCCUCCCCCGCCGCCGCCACCACCUCCUCCUCAGCAGCAGCCGAUCCGAAGUCUGUUCCAGCAGCAGCAGCUCCAGCCCCUGCUGCCCCUGCAGCACCCGCACCACCCCUCCCCGCCGCAGGGCAUGCACAUGCCUCCCCAGAUGGAGACCCCGAGAAUAAUGAUGACCCCUCCUCCCGUGACCCCACAGCAGCCCAAGAACAUACACAUCAACCCACACUUCAAAGGGACGGUGGUGACUCCCGUUCAAGUGCCCUUACUGCCGGUUCCCAGCCAGCCAAGACCUGCGGUGGGACCCCAGAGAUUCCCAGGCCCUCCAGAAUUCCCACAGCAUACACCUGGACCUGUUCCCAACAACUUCAGUCAGCCCCCACGACUUCCUCUCCAGGACCAGUGGAGAGCCCCACCCCCACCUCAGGAACGAGACCCUUUCUUCUUAGGAGUUUCAGGUGAACCAAGGUUCCCAAGUCAUCUGUUUUUGGAACAGCGAAGUCCCCCUCCACCACCGCCUCCUCCCACGCUUCUUAACAGCAGCCAUCCUGUUCCUACUCAGAAUCCUUUACCCUUCACUCAGCCAGGACCAGCAUUCAAUCAGCAAGGACAGCAACCCGUGUUCCCGAGAGAGAGGCCUGUCAGGCCCGCCCUGCAACCUCCAGGUCCAGUGGGGAUCCUGCACUUCAGCCAGCCGGGGUCGGCGCCCACGCGGCCCUUCAUCCCUCCCAGACAGCCCUUCCUGCCCGGCCCCGGCCAGCCGUUUCUGCCCACGCACGCACAGCCCAGCCUGCAGGGGCCGUUGCAUCCUCCACUGCCACCUCCACAUCAGCCGCAGCCGCAGCCCCAGCCCCAGCCGGCUCAGCAGCAGCCCCCACACCACCAGCACCAGCCCCCGCCCCAGCCCCCGCCCCAGCACCAGCCGCCCCCACAGCACCAGCCGCAGCAGCACCACCACCUGUCGGUGCCACCCCCGCCUCUGAUGCCCAUGGCCCAGCCGCAGUUCCGGCCUCACGUGCAGAGUGCCCAGCCUCAGCCGAACAGCAGCCGGGUGCAGGGCCCCCAGCGCCAGGGGCCGCGGCACAAUACGACUUCUCAGAAUGUAACCAAACGGCCCAUGCAGCAAAUGCAGCCCACUGCUCCCAGAAACAGUAAUUUGCGUGAGUUGCCGAUAGCACCAUCGCACGUCAUGGAGAUGAGCAGCAGUCGCUGCUCCUCCACCCCGGCGGCUCCAGUGAAGCCUGUCGUCAGCGCCUCGCAGCCCGCAAGGGCUGUGGUGGCUUCCAGGAGCUUGCAGGGAAAGACCGAAGCGAAAGUCAAGCCAGUUAGCCCAGUGGCUCAACCUAAAGAAGAAGCCAAAGCGGAACCAGAGUUUCCUGAUGAAGAUGAGGAAACCAGGUUAUAUCGCUUGAAGAUAGAAGAGCAGAAACGCCUGAGAGAAGAAAUCCUGAAGCAGAAGGAGCUGCGGCGGCAGCAGCAGGCGGGCGCCCGGAAGAAGGAGCUGCUGGAAAGACUCGCGCAGCAGCAGCAGCAGCUCUAUACCCCGCCACCGCCGGGCGAGCCGGAGGAGCAGGCAUCUGCACCGUCACCCACCAACGGGAACCCCCUGCUGCCCUUUCCAGGUGCACAGGUCAGACAGAACGUGAAAAACAGACUUCUUGUUAAAAACCAAGAUGUCACUGUUCCAAGUGUUCAGCCCAAAACAUCAAAUUUUAUACCGUCUGGUGCCAACAUGCAGUAUCAAGGACAGCAGAUGAAGCCACUGAAACAUCUGAGACAGGCCAGAACAGUCCCUCCAAGUCAGACUCAGCCGCUGCACAAGGUCCUCCAGAUAAAACCUGUGGACAUGGAGGAGACUGCCCGGGCGGCAUCCAUUCAGGGCCGGCCCCAGGACUUGAAGCCUGGCGGGAAAAGGACUGUCACGCACAGGGCAAACAGCGGUGGCGGAGACGGGCCCCAUGUCAGCUCCAAGGUCAGGGUGAUUAAGCUGUCAGGCGGGCAGGGAGGAGAGAGCGAUGGCUUUUUUCACCUUGAAGGCCAGCCCCAGCGGCUUCCUCAGCCUCCAGAAGUGGGACCACAGCCUGCCCGCAAGGUGACGCUGACCCGGGGGGGCCUCCAGCAGCCCCCACACCUGCCACCGGGACCCCAUGCACACUCGGCUGUCCCUCCAGGGAUCAAAAGCAUCCAAGGAAUCCAUCCGGCAAAGAAGGCCAUCAUGCAUGGGCGGGGCCGAGGGGUGGCCGGUCCCAUGGGCCGGGGACGCCUGGUGCCCAACAAGCAGAACCUGCGGGUGGUGGAGUGCAAGCCGCAGCCCUGCGUGGUGUCUGUGGAGGGGCUGUCCUCGUCCACCACCGACGCCCAGCUCAAGAGCCUGCUGAUGUCCGUGGGACCCAUUCAGAGUUUACAGAUGCUUCCCCAGCAGCGGAAAGCCAUAGCUAAGUUCAAGGAACCAGCCCACGCGUUGGCGUUUCAGCAGAAAUUCCACAGGCAUAUGAUAGAUUUGUCCCACAUAAACGUGGCCCUGAUCGUGGAGUGACUUCUAGCAGGAGACCGGACCUUGUGCUGUACACACACUGUGGAAUUUCUUCAAGAAAGCCGCCCGCCGGCGCACACCCCCAGGAGCCUAGAUCCUCCGGGCUGUUGUCUAGAGCGCCAGCCAGCCACAGGGUUGAGUCGGAAGAGCUGAACUCACACAGCAAGCUGGAGUUUGGUGUUAGGUUGAUUGCUUCAGGUUCUGUUGUCACCGCAAAGAACUCCAAGUUUUUCGUUUUCUUUUGUUUUCAAAGUGCUUACAAUGCAUGUAGACAUUGUUCUUCGUGAUCUGACUGUAUGAUCGAUCACAGUGACUUAGAUUCAGGAGAGAGCAUUAAUGUCACAAAUUCCAAGUAUUUUUCACAGCAGAGAAAGAAUAUUUGAUAAUGGUUGCACUUAUCUUCAGUGCAGGCUAGAAAAGAGUCUUCUCAACCAAGCUUAGCUUGAGUGGUCUCCUCAGAAAGCCCUCAAAAGGCUCUUGUAAAAACCUAGAUUAAAAUUUGGGUGAUUAUUGAUCGACAUUUGCAUAUCCUGGAAAGCCAGGGUAUGAGUGGGGUGGUUGGGAGUGGUGCCAAUUGAACGGAGAUUCUGCUUCUUGUCAAUAUUUCUAAAGCGCCAACUGUAUGCUCCUAGUCCCUGGGUGAACUGCCCACCUUUUCACACUCUUCUCCAGUGAGGCGAAAGGCCGGCAGGCCCCGGCGAGGCGCAGAGCAGGGCUGCCGUGCCCUCGAGGUGGAGGGACGGCCUGAAAGUAGAACAGACCUGUCCAGGCUUUUCUCUCAUUAAAUGCAGCCCAGGGUGGCGUGUGGGUCUCACUGGCCCUGUGACAUGUGACAUUCUUCGAGAACCUGGUUAUCAUUGCUUUGAUUGCCCUUUUUUUCCGAAGGCCACUUGAGCAGGGGCUGCACUGUCCUUUACUGGGCCUGAGAGAGGCGCGGCUGUGGCGCCCUUCCGUGGCGUGUGGCUUGAGGCGGCUGUCUUCCAGGGACAGCGCCGCCCAAGCUGAGAGGCGUCUGUGUCAUCGUGGAAGCCGCUUUUCGUAAUUCUGGGUAGGUUCCCUUAGGUGAGACUCACUCUGCAUAAGAAACCUUAGUAGAAUUUGUUCUGGGCAAACACUGAAAAAAGUGCCUUAUUGUCUUCUGCUCAUGAAGCGUUUCACUACUUAGGGUAUUCUGAAGUGGGCCUGAACUAUUUGAGCAAAUAGUACUAGGGCAUACUCAGGCUUUUUAGCUGUGUUUUAUACCUACAAUUUCAUGUCACAUUUAUUAAUAGAAUUAGGGGAUCUAGAAGCCUCUUGUCACUCACUGCCUCUGGAGCAAUGUGGCCCUUGGGCAGUCAGCCUCCAGAAGCAGGGGCUGAGGAUUGGGCACGAGGCUUGUCUCUUCUUGUGUCCACAGUUGAAAUUUUAUAUAGUUUUUGAAAUUAAGUUACCAAAACAAUAUUAAGAACUGGAGAAGAAUAUUCCAGACCCUGUGAGACUUUCGGUAGCAUUGACUCUAAAAUGGCAUCGUGUGCUCAGGAGAAACGCUGGAAGCUGCAGGUGGUGGUUGGCGGCUGCUCUUCGGAAGCAGCUGGCCCCGGCAGCCACGGGCACUUGUGGGCUGUGCUAGACACCCGCGCUGUGCUGCCGGCCACCUCGGGGCCACAGAGCCCGACCGGCUUUCGGGAGACGGGCUCGUAAGCCAGCCCUGCCUCACGGUGCUGGCAGGAGGGCACCCAAGCGACAGGUCCCUGUGCCCGUCACAGGGUUCCUCAGCCUUCAGUGCCCACUGUGUUCACGGUUAGAUACGGAUGUGUUUAUGUAUUUAAAAGGCGUAGUUUAUUUAUCUCAGUCCACAGAGAGUUGCGUUGAAUUGAUGAGUUUGGUAGCUCACGGGCUCUAAUUUUAAAGAGAACUCCAAGACACUUAGUGCCCAAGGGGAGUGGGAAGGCUUACCAACUGACUUUAUCAUUGAAAACUUCCUGAUGCGAUACGAUGAGUUUAACAGAGUUUUACCACUUUCUGAAAUAGUCUGAGUGUGCUGUGGUUUAGAAACCAAAAAUCUGCAUGUGGUCUCCGAGAAGUAGGCGUGGAGGCACGCUUGAGCCACUGUUAGCGAAGCUGACCCGGAUUGGCGCCACCGUUCACAGCAGGCUUCAUGGCUGCCGUGAGGUCUGCGUUUGGUGCUGAGUGUCACGGGGACCGGGAAGGUGUGUCUGUAACUGUACACACACACAGGCUUUCUCUUGGUAGCAUGCUCCGGAAGGCCAUCAGCAACAUCUCCCGGCCUGUCCAGAAGCACCAGUUAGAGCAGCCACGCACAGCCCUGCCGCUCUCACUGCAAACGAUCGUAGGAGAUGGACUCUUAGCACCAGACCAUCCCAGUAAUACAGAGUCAGUUUCCUUUAAGGAAACUGCAGAAAAGGAAAGAAGCAGAAUUAGAAAGUAAUUAUUUCCAUUUUUGUUGCGCUUCUCACUUCUCACAGUGAAGUCAGACCGCGUAAGCCGAACCCUCGUGGAAGAUCUGCUGCAACCAUUAUCUUUGUUCUUUAUUUAUCAUGCAUUUAAAAUGAGAUGCAGAAGCAUUUAGCAUACUAUGUAAAUAUGGACCUUUUAAAAUUAAAAUGUUAUCGGGAAUGCUUUCAACUCAGCAACAUCUUAGCUAUUUGUUAGUUCUUUUGUGUUGUCGUAUCAAAGUUUAAUGGAUACAGUUCCAUAAUUGUUGAUGUGUUUGUGUGUAUAUUCGAUUUUUAUAAAGAUGGUAGUAAGUCAAUACAUUUAUCCUGAUCUGUGUAUUAUUUGUUCACAAAAUCAAGAAGCCUAACAGCAGUAAAUGCCAAUAUAUCUCAUAAGGUAAAUCAGUAGAUAAUUAUGUAGAGCCAAGUUACUUUUUCUUUUUGCGUUACCUUGUUUUGAUUUUGUGAUGUAAUAUAAGUUCACUUAGCCACGUAUCUGAACAUAGCAUUGCAUUGCCCUCGGUCUGGCCCAUUGUUGAAUCCUUAUGCUGACACUCUUCUAAAGGAUGACUCUCAUCUCUUCUUUACAAGAGAAAGUUUGAGGGGUUCCCCCCUCUCGGUGCAGGCUGCAUCCUAUAUAGGUGCCUGCACCCCGCCUUGCUGGAGGAGAGUUGAUGGGUUGGGAGUGGGAAGUGGUUUCUUCAUAACUGUUUUCAAUAUGGGUAGUUCCUAACAUGAUUUGUAAAGGUCCCGGGCAAGCAGUGUUUAAGCUCGGUUCUGUGGCAUUUCUGGAUUGUGACAGAGCUUAGAUCCUGCACCCAGGUGUUUUUUUGUUUUGUUUUGUUUUUUUGUUUUUUUAUGAAAUAGCAUUUUGCUUAGUUCUGAAAACAGAAGGGUUUGUUACUGAAGGAGGUGGGAGAGGAGCUUAGUGUGAAGGGGAGGGAGGGACGGACAGGCCUGGGAGAGGAGGGUCCUGUAGGCUGGGGAAGCGUCACCUCAGCGUUAACAGCAGGCUCCUAACACACUGGCCGUCGGGAGGUCAUCAGUCACGCUAAGAGCGCGCAGGCCAGGCGCUCGGUGGCAGCGGGGAGCGCCCGCAGGAUGAGCCCCACGGGAGCGGGCGGGGGCCACCCUCCGGGCACCUGCUUGGCUCCUCUUACGGGCCCCGGGCGCGGUGCAGUGGAGUAGACAGACAAACCUGAGGACCCAGAGCCUUCCUCCCAGGAUGUGUUUUAAGAACCAUCCAUUUUUUGUUUUCUUUUGGCUUUUGGUUUUUAAUUUUGUUCUGUUUAUUUUGCUUUUUAUUUCAUUGUCAUUUUAUUGGGAAGGUAAGCUCAACAGGCUCAUAGUCCAUGGGCUGACUUGUUGAAGACAGGUUUUAGUCACAUACUUGCACAGAACAAGGGGGUCUGUGUGUGUCAUGGCCGCAGUGUUGCUCUAGGACCUUGUGGAGUCCUGAAAGCUCCACUUCUCGUGGCUUUUCCUCCCCUGCCCUCUUCCUGGGGCGGGGGAGGGAGGUACUGCCCAGGAGUCAAGAACCAGGUCCCAGCACAGGGUCUGCAGGGCCAGGGUCCCUGGGGGUGACUCGGAGCUCCGCUUUUCUGUUGUUCUUCCUGCCUUCUCCUCUGGGGACUCAGCUCUGGCUUCCACGCUCCCCAGUAGGCCCUCUGCCUUCCCCGAAUUAAGCUAUAUAUAGCCCCCUCCUUAUUUUUGUUUUGUUUUGUUUUUUUGUUUGUUUGUUUAGAGUAGAAGGGAAAAGGGUGGGAGAGAGAGAAAACUUGCAAGGGAUUGUCGGGCUUUUAAAGCACUGUGAGUGAUGUGUUCUAAGAUGGUUAACUGUUGGGGUGUCGCAGGAUAGGAAGGGACUGAGAGGUCCCCCCCCCAGUGAAGGAAGCCACGAUAAGUUUAGAUGAGUUAAAGAGUAAAG